Messenger RNA from Trichobilharzia regenti, 1277 nucleotides. NCBI's taxonomy places the organism in Eukaryota, Metazoa, Platyhelminthes, Trematoda, Strigeidida, Schistosomatidae. The record is from the annotation of a GenBank genome assembly.
AUCACUGAUUUUCGUUUACCCCAAUACGGUUUCGCAGAACCAAGGAUUUGGUUUGCGGUAAUUGAACCGUUGCUAGAAGCACGGGGCAUUAAGUCCCAAAUAGCCAAAUAUGGUAUGGUGCUGGCAGAACUCCCUCCGUCAGUAUUGACAGAAAUCAGCGAUUUCAUCGAAGAUCCUCCGACGGAACAUCAAUUUGAUAAACUUAAAGCCCUCCUCAUACAACGUACCAGUUUGUCGGAUGAGAAAAGAAUCCAACAAUUGCUCACAGGCUGUGAACUAGGCCCACGUAAACCAUCCCAGCUGCUCAGGCACAUGCGCCAGUUAAUCGGACACCAUAAAGUAGACGAGGUAGUGCUGAAACAGAUGUGGUUGCAACGUUUACCUAGAAAUGUCCAGCAAAUUUUAAUCAUCUCAGGAAAGUCGUAUGACUUAGACCAACUAAGUGACAUGGCAGAUAGUAUUUUGGAUGUUUUAUCCGAUAACACCAUAAGUCACGUAGCAUCUGAUAGUGCCACACCGUGUCAUUCCACACCCACGGCAGACACACCGAUACUCGCCGCCAUUGCAGACUUAGCGGCAAGGAUUGACAAUUUGGAAACUAAUAAGUCUGAUCGACAAGUCCGGAGACGGACUUCACAAAGAAGGUCACCAUCACGACGACGAUCCUUCUCACGACAGCGUUCUUACACGUCUUCUCGGGAUAGCAAUAUAUGCUGGUAUCACUGGAAGUUUGGACGUCAUGCCCUGAAAUGUGUAAAACCGUGCAGCUUUAGCGAAGCCAACCAGGCUCAGGGAAACGCCUCAGCCAGACAGUGAUGGCGACAGCUGUUACUGGCAAGCAAACAAGUCGCCUCUUCUAUGUGAAGGAUAAAACUUCAGACACUUUAUUCCUGGUAGACACGGGAGCAGAAGUUAGCGUAAUCCCUCCUUCACUAUCCAGGCGAUCUACACGGACACCCGGAAAACUGUCUCUCCGGGCAGCUAACCACACAAGCAUACAGACGUAUGGAGAGCAAUCGCUCAUACUGGAUCUAGGUUUACGUCGGCGUUUCACAUGGAUUUUCAUAGUAGCCGACGUCAGUCACGCCAUCCUCGGAGCAGAUUUCUUGAGUAAUUUCAACCUGUUAGUUGACGUCAACAAUAAAAAACUGAUUGAUAACAACACCCAUCUAAAGAUCCAUGGAAUUAUCUCCAGCUAUUCUGUCUAUAAUAUCAGUAUUGAAAGACCAGCAGAUUGCCCUUUUUCCUCCCUACUUCACCGUUUCCCUAAAAUUCUU